Octopus sinensis (East Asian common octopus) is the source of this 2558-nucleotide messenger RNA. RefSeq lists its product as uncharacterized. NCBI's taxonomy places the organism in Eukaryota, Metazoa, Mollusca, Cephalopoda, Octopoda, Octopodidae. Gene Ontology annotation, molecular function: protein binding. The transcript has 16 exons. The record is from RefSeq and is a predicted model, not a curated record. The coding region runs from base 229 to 2208 and encodes 659 amino acids.
CCACCACCAACAUCACCAUAAAGACGACGACCAACCGCCGCCACCACCACCGCCAAGACAACACUACCAACAACAACAACAAGAUACGCUAUCCAGAGUGAAGGAUGUAUUAAGGAUGCAGAGACGCUAUUUCCUACGUUACGUGAAUCAUAUUUAAAUUUAACGUUUGAAUUUUUUUUUAAUACGUAGCACUGCCCCUUGGUGGGAUCGAAAACACUGAAGUUCAAAAUGGAGUCGCACUUGAAGAAGGCGAUGUCUCCGAAGGAAACUACGCAAAGGCGAAAUCCGGAUACCGACAUACUGCGACGCUAUAUCCUCUACCAAACAUCAUGGCCACCAUUUAAAUGUCAACACGAUCUGAAACUAUCAAGCUGUCCCACAGAUAUAAAUGUAUAUCGUCAAUAUGAAACAUGGAGGAAAAAAUACAUAGAGCUGAAUUACAAUUCAAACGCGGAAAGAGCGAUAACAGUUUCGAGCAGAACUGGGAGUCAGAAAGGGACCAGCCAAAGAUCAAGCAACACUACAGCCUCAUCAAGACGGAAUUGUGAAAGUGAAGAUGUGACCGAUGAGAAAAACUACAUGACAGAGCCAGGCAAAUGGACCCCAAGUCGUUUCCUUUAUAGUGCAAAAUAUGGAAACCUUUACCAACUCAACAAAAACACGCGCACUGGCAAAGGAAGCUCCCGAAAGAAGUCCGUUUGGCUUUGGGAAGCCGAAUAUUCGGAAUGGUUACAGAAAAACACCACUAAAAGUGACAAGAAAACCAAUUCUAAACAAUUAAGAACGACUGCACCUUCGCGCAAACGAACCUCUAGAAAGAAAAAAACAGAGUCAUACUGUCCACAUGCGGAUAUUUAUGCAACUUAUUUUGAACGAAAUCUGAUAAAGCAGAGACGAAAGCAGGCUGUUACAAUUGUGCAGAAGUUUGUAAGAGGAUGGUUUGUAAGAGCCAGCAUUAAACGACUAAUUAGAAAGAGUAAUGUUAAACUGAAUCAAUCAUGGCCACACCUCAUGCAAGAAUAUAAAGAUUUACUAAGAAGAGUUAAGGGACGUUACGACCAGCCUGAAACCAGCUACAACAUCUCCCUCAAAGAUAUCGAAGAUUACGUUGAUAAAAAGCAAAUUUACCAUGCUGCAUUCGAUGAAGUGUCUUGUGGAGAAGACAAACUUUCUUUUGACCAACUGAAGACAUUUUUCUGGAAGUGUAAACUGUAUCCUACACCGGGAGAAAUUAAGAGAGCGCUGAAAAAAGUCCAUCGAAGUUGCCAGAACAGAAUCGAUUUGAUAAUUUUACUAGAAAAUUCCAAUGAAAUUCCCGAAGACCUUUUCAUGGUUUCUAAAACUUUAUGUGAAUUAUUGGUCGGAUCGAUGGCCGAACAUCCUUAUCAGAACAGAAUCGGUUUUGCCACAUUUACAGGAAAUGUCCAGUUCCAUUGUCGUUUGCAAGAUAAACUGCGAAAAGUGAAUAUCUUGGAAAAGAUUGGAUGUGUGAUGCCAGAAAGUGGUCCAUCAAGAAUUAGUGAAGCACUGAUUGCUGUACAGAAUACGAUGAGGAUACACACCCGACCUUGGUGUCAAAAAGCGUGUGUAUUACUGACCGGUGGCCAAGCCUUGCACCGUAGGAGAGUUCAUUUGGAGUCAGCGAAUCUUAGGCAUGAGGGGACAGAUAUAUACCUUAUAGGAAUUGGUGAACACGUGAGAACAGAAGAUAGUCAGUUAGUGGUGAAAAAUUCACUUUAUGAUUUCCGGUUGUCAGCUUACGACAGUAUCGCAGAAUUGGCUGACCUGUUGUUGGAUAUGUUUGCUAAUAAAAGCAGAAAUGAUUCAGAAGACCCCAGGAACUUAAACGUGUUUAGUAAAGUGGACAUCAUGGAAAUACUGUGGACAAUUUAUCCGCCGAAAGGAACUGGGUUAUCGGAAAUGAAGAAGUCACGCUGGAUAAGACCCAUAGUUGAAGGAGAUGAAGCUUGGUCUUUACUAAGUGAAGACAUUAUGAAGAAAACUGACUUAAAAGCUUGUCUUCGAUUGGUUGUCAGUUCGACAAUAGAACGCGAAGGUUUUAUUGAAGUACUGUAUGAAAACCCUUUUGCGAUCAAAAAAGUGACUGACAUUGAGACUGCUCUGGAAGAAAUAGAGAGCUACAUUCGGAAAAAGAAGCGCAAAGACAACAAAAUAUGGCUGCCAGAAUUAAGCGACUAUCACACGUGACUUCUGUGUUGUCUGCCAGAUCCUAAAAACCAGUUUGGACAACAUUUCUCAUCGAUUGCAAGAAUCAUUCGUAUAUUGCAAUGUUUGAUUACUUUUAAUUAUAUUUAAUCGUCUAUGGGUGCCAAAAUAUUAUUGCUCAAUUUUUUUUUCUAAUAAGAAAACUAUAUAUGCACUAAAAUAUAUUUUAAUACAGAAAAGAGCAAAUUGUUGAAAUUAAAGAAGCUAAGAUGAAUAAAAUGAUUCCAUUCAGUUGCUGUUGUCGUCGUCGUUGUCGCUGUAAUAGUUUAACCCAUGGUCGACACUGAUUGGGAAGUUCUAUGAUCUAAUCUUUCAGCUGUGAUCAUUACACC